This is a messenger RNA of Schistocerca piceifrons (Central American locust), 11042 nucleotides long. Its product is annotated as dynein axonemal heavy chain 1-like. Bases 1 to 10605 code for a protein of 3534 amino acids. The transcript has 56 exons. Gene Ontology annotation, cellular component: dynein complex. The record is from RefSeq and is a predicted model, not a curated record. Gene Ontology annotation, molecular function: dynein light intermediate chain binding; ATP binding; dynein intermediate chain binding. Gene Ontology annotation, biological process: microtubule-based movement. Lineage: Eukaryota; Metazoa; Arthropoda; Insecta; Orthoptera; Acrididae.
AUGGUGCUACAAAAUUUGAAGUUUCCGGAGGAUCUGUUGCUAUCUUCUGUGGGUCUUAUGGAUCCUUAUGUAUGUAAAAUGAGAGAAAGAAUAAGAAGUUGCAUUCAGCAUUCAAUAAUACCUCUCAUAGCCUAUUCCAAGGAGUAUUACAAACACAUGGAUCUGUGGAAACUAAAUGUUGAUGAAUACAUCAGUGAAUAUGAGUCAGAAAAACAUGAAGCUGAUGAAAUCAAAGAUCAAAUUUCACUACUAGCCAAACUAAAGAAGCAUUUGGAACUUACUCUACCAGAACGAAUUUGGAUUGGACCUUUCAUUGUCAUCAUAGACCCACUGAAAAAAUUCCUUGUAAACAAGAGGCAAGACUUGUAUGCAAAAAUGCUGGAAAGUUUUGCAACUCGACAGAGAGAAGCUAUUGAAGAUAUAUUGGAUGAAUUUAAACAAAUAUUUCGUAAGCUACUGGAAAAACCAAAUUCGAUAGAGCAUCUUUUUGAAAUAAAAGAAUGGAUGGAAACUGUACCAGUAACUGUAAAAAACCUGGAAGAAGCUACGAGAAAAAUUGUGAUAGAGUAUGAUAUAUUUGACCAUUUCUGGUACUCGUUGUCUCAAGAAGAUUUUGAAAGCAAAUGGGAAGCUGUUGGAUGGCCAUUACGAGUAUAUGAACAAAUAGAUGAGACAAAUUUGUUCCAUGAGGAGGAAAUAGAAAGGCUUCACAAAAUCCAAAUAGAAGACGAAUUUGCUUUGUAUGCCAGACUUGAGCAGAUAACAGUUCAAGUCAGUCAAAUGGCCAGAGAGACUGAUAUAGCUAAGGCUCACGAACUGGCUGUGGAAGUUAGACGUAUGUGGAAGGCAAUGAAAGAGACUCAGGAACAUGGCCAGCUGCUGAAUCAGAGACAAAGGCUCUUUGGUGAUCCUAUAACUCCUUUUGAUGCACUUGUGAGGCUCAUUAAGGAAUCUGAACCAUACAGAAAUAUGUGGCUUGCAACAUCAGAUUGGCUACGGUGGUAUGAUAUCUGGAUGGACAACCCUCUUAUUAACAUAGAUGGAGAGAUGAUUGACAAAAUGGUUUCUGAAAUAUACAAGACUAUGCAGAAAUCUAUCAAAGUGUUCGCUGAUAUACCUGGUGUCCAAGCUAUAGCUAUGCAAGUAAGAGACCAAAUGGAAGAGUUCAAACCUCUAAUCCCAAUCCUCCAGGGUUUGAGAAAUCCAGGAAUGAAGCAGAGACAUUGGAACCAGCUAAUUGCUGAAACAGGUAUUGAGCUUGAAUAUACUCCCAACCUCACAUUCAAUCAAUGUCUCGAUUUGGGGCUUGCUGACCAUGUGGAAGUAAUGACACAGAUAUCAGAGACAGCUGCAAAGGAAUAUGCCAUUGAAUUAACAUUGAAUAAAAUGAAGGGAGACUGGGCCCACAUAGAUAUGGAAGUAACACCCUACAAAGCCACAGGCACUUACAUAAUGAAGAUUGCGGAUGAAAUAACUCAGAUGCUUGAUGAUCAUAUUGCUUUGACCCAGCAGGUUUCAUACAGUCCUUACAGACCAGCAUUUGAAGAAGAGAUUACUGAUUGGGAGGAAAAACUGCAUCUGACUCAAGAUGUGUUAGAUGAAUGGGUAGAAUGUCAGAAAGAAUGGAUGUAUCUGGAACCAAUAUUUACGAGUGAGGAUAUAAAUCGACAGCUACCUGUUGAAAGCAAGAAGUAUAACACCAUGGAUCGAAACUGGAAAAGGAUUAUGAAAGGUGCAUUUGACAACCCUAAGAUUAUGGAAUAUUGUCCUGACAAAAAGCUACUCACUAGCUUGCGAGAAUGCAAUUAUCUCCUUGAGCAAGUUCAGAAGGGACUGUCUGACUACCUGGAAACAAAACGGUCUGUUUUCCCACGAUUCUACUUUUUGAGUGAUGAUGAGUUACUGGAGAUCCUUGCUCAAGCAAGAAAUCCAACUGCUGUGCAACCUCACUUACGUAAAUGCUUUGAAAAUAUUGCAAAGCUGAAAUUUGAGGACGAUCUUCGAAUUACCACCAUGUUCUCAGCAGAAGGUGAGAGUGUUGAGCUUAACCCAUUUAUGUAUCCAGUGGGGAAUGUGGAAGAUUGGUUGCUGAAAGUUGAAGAAAUUAUGAAGAACACAGUCCGCUUAACUCUGGGAGCUUCCCUGAAGGAAAUUAAUGAAAAGGAUCGCAAUCAAUGGGUUCUUGAGUGGCCUGGUCAAGUAGUUAUUGCUGGUUCUCAAACACACUGGACAGAAGGUGUUGAGAAAAGUGUUCUUAAAAACUGCUUAGAAGAUUACUAUGGCAGUAUGCUGAAGCAGCUUGAUGGUCUGAGGCAGUUGGUGAAAGGGCCCUUAAAGCGCAUUGAGAGACAAGUGCUUUCUGCUUUGAUUGUUAUAGAAGUUCAUGCAAGAGAUGUCACAAGUACUUUAGUGUUACAAAAUAUUUCAAAUAUAAAUGAUUUUGACUGGAUUAGUCAGCUAAGGUAUUAUUGGGUAGAUGACUCCCAACUCAAGGUGCGUGCUGUCAAUGCAGAAUUCCAGUAUGGUUAUGAAUACCUUGGCAACAGUGGACGGCUGGUGAUUACACCCCUGACAGAUCGUUGUUACCUCACACUGACUGGUGCUUUGCAUCUCAAAUUUGGUGGCGCACCUGCAGGACCUGCAGGCACUGGCAAAACAGAAACAACAAAGGACUUGGCCAAAGCAUUUGCUAUACAGUGUGUUGUGUUUAACUGUUCAGAUCAGCUUGACUAUAUGGCUAUGGGGAAGUUCUUCAAAGGGCUUGCAAGUUCAGGAGCUUGGGCUUGCUUUGAUGAAUUCAACAGGAUUGACAUUGAAGUGUUAUCAGUUAUUGCUCAGCAGAUAACUACAAUACAAAAGGCACAGCAAGCACGACAAGACAGGUUCCUGUUUGAGGGCGUUGAAAUUGCGCUGAAACAGUCUUGUGCCGUAUUUAUAACAAUGAAUCCAGGUUAUGCGGGACGAACAGAACUGCCUGACAACCUUAAAGCCCUCUUCCGACCUGUUGCAAUGAUGGUGCCAAAUUAUGCACUCAUAGCAGAAAUUUCUUUGUUUUCAUUUGGCUUUUCAGAUGCCAAAGAACUUGCCAGAAAAAUAACCACUACAUUUAAGCUGAGUUCAGAACAGCUUAGUACACAGGAUCACUAUGAUUUUGGAAUGAGAGCUGUGAAAACAGUUAUUGCAGUUGCUGGUAAUCUGAAACGUGAAAUGCCUGAUAUGGAUGAAAGGCAAAUAGUGCUGAGAUCUUUGAGAGACGUUAAUGUGCCAAAAUUUUUAAGAGAUGAUCUGAAACUUUUUAAUGGAAUAGUCUCAGACUUGUUCCCACGAAUGGUAGAACAAGCUAUUGAUUAUGGAGAAAUGGAAAAGGCCAUCUGCAAGUCUUGUCUUGUCCUACAAAUGGAAGUUGUUCCAGAAUUUGUGAAAAAAUGUAUACAGUUGUAUGAGACAACUGUUGUGCGUCAUGGACUGAUGCUGGUUGGCCCUGCUGGUGGUGGAAAGACAAAGUGCUAUGAAGUCCUAGCCCAUGCUCUAACAAGUUUGAAAGGGAAACCAUCUCCAAGUGGGUUACCAUUUGAAAAGGUCCAUACGUAUGUGCUAAACCCCAAGUCCAUCACACUGGGACAGUUAUAUGGUGAGUUUGAUGCCCUCACUCAUGAAUGGACAGAUGGCAUACUGGCAAGUCUAGUACGUGGUGGAGCAUCAGCUGAAGAUGAUGACAAACGCUGGUAUGUGUUUGAUGGUCCAGUUGAUGCUGUGUGGAUUGAAAAUAUGAACACUGUCCUGGAUGACAAUAAAAAGCUCUGCCUAACAAGUGGAGAGAUUAUUAAACUGCAGGAGUCUCAAACAAUGAUGUUUGAGGUGGCAGACUUGGCUGUGGCAUCACCAGCAACUGUAUCACGUUGUGGUAUGGUGUACCUGGAUUCAGGUGUUCUUGGAUUACAACCUCUUAUUGACUGUUGGCUGCGAAGAGGACUGCCACAACUGGCUGUUCAGUAUAGAGAACAACUGCGAGAACUGACUGACAAUUAUCUCUUUCCUGCUCUCACUUUCCUUCGGUCUGGAUUGACUGAAAUAGUUGCAACACAAGACAAUGCCCUUGUGUUUUCAUACAUCAGGAUGGUCAAUCAUAGACUGCGGCCUCUUGCUAAUCCUGAAGGAAAGCCACCACCCGCACAACCUUUUCUGGAUUUGAUGCGGUUGGUUGGAGCAAGAAAUAUGGAGUUGCAGUUUCUAUUUUCAUUUGAUGGUGUUCUAAUAGGAUUUUUAUUUGAAGAUUUUAUGUCAGAGAGUAAUUUUUCACUAAUAUUUGCAAAACUUCAUGAUGGUGGUUUCACAGACACAACUCCAGAUGGUGAACCAUCUGUUCCUAUGUGGCAACACUGGUUGAGUGGUGUAGAAGAGUAUAUAAUUGGUCCCGAGACGAAAUUUGAAGACAUUGAAGUACCUACAAUCGACAAUGUUCGAUCAAGUGCAUUAUUAGCCAUACUGGUAACAUGUGAACACCAGGUUCUAUGUGUGGGGCCUACAGGAACAGGAAAGUCAGUGACAGUAGCAUCAACACUUUCAAGAGGCUUGCAUCGUCGAUUUCUUUGUGAAUUCUUGGCCUUCUCAGCACGGACAUCAGCCAAUCAGACACAAGAUCUGAUAGACUCAAAAUUGGACAGAAGGCGAAAAGGUGUUUUUGGGCCACCACUAUUGAAGCGACUUGUUUUCUUUAUCGAUGACCUUAAUAUGCCAGCCCUGGAAACAUUUGGGGCACAACCACCUAUUGAACUAUUGCGACAGUGGAUGGAUUUUGGAGGUUGGUAUGAUAUAAGAAACAUUGGUGAAUUUCGUACGCUUGUGGAUGUGAUUUUUGUUGGGGCCAUGGGCCCUCCUGGUGGAGGACGGAAUCCAGUCACUGCUCGACUUCUCAGGCACUUUCAUUUCCUCAGCUUUCCUGAACUUGAAAAUACAAGUAAGGUUCGAAUGUUUGGAACAAUUGUGUCAUCAUGGCUUGGCCGUUGUUCUACAGUGGACAAAAGCAUGGAAACAGCUGUUGUAUCAGCAACAAUGGCAGUGUAUAGUGCAAUUGAAUCAGAAAUGAGGCCUACUCCUGAUCGUACCCAUUACACAUUUAACCUUAGAGAUUUAGCACGUGUUUUCCAGGGCCUUCUAAUGCAUGUACCAGGAGAAAUUAAAGAUGCCCAUCAUAUGUUACGCUUGUGGUAUCAUGAAUGCUGUAGAGUGUUUCAAGAUCGCCUUGUGAAUGACCAGGACCGAAACUGGUUUGAUCAGCUGCUAAACCAGCACAUCGAAGCAGACUUUGAAGCAGAUCCUGAUGAAGUUUUGGGUGACAGAAAUAUACUGUUUGGUGAUUUCAUGGAUCAGAUGGCAGAUGUUCGGCUGUAUGUAGAGAUAACAGAUAUGACUAAGCUGUCAAGAGUUCUUGAAGAAGCUCUGGCUGAUUACAACUACUCAAGCACUGCACCAAUGCGCCUUGUACUUUUUACUGAUGCAGUACGACACACUUGUCGCCUGGCACGGAUUUUACGGCUUCCUCGUGGGCACGCACUUCUCCUUGGAGUUGCAGGUUCUGGCCGACGGUCAUUGGCACGGCUGGCUACUCAUGUUGCUGGGUUGGCUGGUUCUGAACUGCAAAUGAGUCGAACAUAUGGUCUGUCGGACUGGCGUGAUGAUGUGAAGUCUAUGCUCCUGAAUUCUGGUGUCCAGGGUCGACAAAGUGCAUUCGUGUUCUCAGAUACUCAGAUUAAGUUGGAGUCCUUCCUAGAAGAUGUUAACAGCAUUCUUAACUCCGGUGACGUUCCUAAUUUGUAUGCAGCAGAUGAUCUGGAACGCAUCAACCAGAAAAUGCGUGGUUUUGUGACAGAGAUGGGACUCCCACCAACCCCAGCUAACCUAUUUUCAGCGUAUGUGAAACAAGUUCGCGCAAACUUUCAUUGUCUUCUGACAAUGAGUCCCAUUGGAGAGGUGUUCCGUGCACGUCUUCGACAGUUCCCUGCCCUUGUUAACUGUUGCACAAUUGACUGGUUUAGUGCAUGGCCUGAAAGUGCUCUUCAGUCUGUUGCUAUGCGGUUUAUGGAUGAGAUGCCAGAACUUGAUGUUACCGAAGAAAUACUGAAUGGUAUUGUAAUCACAUGCCAGUACAUGCAUCAAAGCUCAGCAGAUGCUAGUGAACAGUACCUGCAGGAGUUGUCACGACAUAAUUAUGUGACUCCCACUAAUUAUUUGGAGCUUCUGUCAAGUUUUCAGCGACUAUAUGGUACCAAAAGAGGAGAAUUGGCAAAUGGCAUUAAGCGGCUUCAAACAGGGCUUGACAAGCUUCUGAGCACUGCUGAAGAAGUGAAGCAACUUCAAAUAGAGCUAACAGCAAUGAGACCAGCACUUGAAGUAGCUGCCAAAGAGGCUGCAAAGAUGCUGGAGAAAAUAGCUGAAGACACUGCAGUAGCAGAGGAAACAAAGAUAGUUGUUCAAAAGGAAGAACAGGCAGCAGCUGUUAAAGCUGAGGAAACACAGGCCAUUGCAGAUGAUGCACAGCGUGAUCUUGAUGAGGCAAUGCCAUUGUUAAAUGCAGCUGAAGCCAGCCUGAGAGCAUUGAAUAAAGGAGAUAUCACUGAAGUCAGAGCACUCAAAAAGCCCCCUGCAGGGGUUCAUCUUGUUAUGGAAACAAUCUGUAUUGUCAAGGAUGUCAAACCAAAUAAGAUCCCAGGAAAAGGUAUUGGUGAGAAGAUAUUGGACUACUGGGAGCCAGGAAGGGGACUCCUUGCAAAUCCAGAUCACUUUCUGAACUCACUCAUGAAUUUCGACAAAGAGUCAAUAACAGAGGAGAUUAUCAACAAGCUUGAGUCAUAUGUAGUAAAUCCUUUAUUUCAGCCAGAGAAGAUAAUAACAGUAUCAAAGGCAUGUACAUCUCUUUGUAUGUGGGUGCAUGCAAUGUACAAAUAUUAUUUUGUAAAUAAAGCUGUGGCACCUAAGAAGGCAGCUCUAGCAAAGGCAAAGGCAGAACUGGAGGCAACUGAAAGAGCAUUAGCAGCAGCCAAAGCUAAAAUGAAAGCGGUACUCGAUGGCCUUAAACUGCUUCAAGACACAUUAGAGAAAACAGAAGCUCAUAAAGCUGAUCUGGAGGCAAAGAUGAAACUUUGUGAGGAACGAAUGGGACGAGCAGUGAGGCUUAUAUCUGGACUUGCAGAUGAACGGGAACGUUGGGGCAUAUCAGUGAAAACUCUCUCUGAAUCUGUUAUCAAUGUUGUUGGAGAUGUGUUGCUCAGUGCAGGUGCAGUGGCAUAUUUGACACCAUUCACUGACAGUUAUCGUCGCAAUCUCAUAUCGAAGUGGAUUACUUUGGUGUCAGAACGUGCCAUACCGCAUACAGACAACGUCUCGCCAGUUUCUACAAUGGGGGAUCCAGUACUCAUUCGCACUUGGCAGAUCUUUGGCUUGCCGAGAGAUACACUGUCAGCUGAGAAUGCUGUUCUGGCUUUCAAUUCCCGACGGUGGCCGUUGUUUAUAGAUCCUCAGGGCCAAGCAAACCGUUGGGUGCGUAAUAUGGGAAAGGAGUCAGGUAUGUCAAUUGUAAGGCUGUCAGAUUCAGACCUGCUACGGACACUGGAAUCUGCUAUACGUCUGGGCAAGCCAUGCCUCAUUGAAAAUGUGGGUGCAGAGAUAGAUUCUGCUUUGGAUCCAGUGCUUCUUCGACAAGUAUUUCAACAGAGAGGCACAGAUAUGCUAAAGUUGGGUGAUAGUGUAAUACCUUACAACCAUGAUUUUAGGUUGUACAUUACAACAAAACUUCCAAAUCCUCAUUACACACCUGAACUCACUGGCAAGGUUAUGUUGGUCAACUUCACUCUAGUGCCAAGUGGCUUACAGGAUCAACUGUUGGCACUUGUUGUAAUGCAGGAACGGCCAGAUCUGGAGGAGGCACGUAGUUCACUUAUUGUAAGCAGUGCACAAAUGAAAAAUGAACUCAAAGAAAUUGAGGAUCGAAUCCUGCACAGAUUGAGUGUGUCAGAGGGCUCACCUGUAGAUGACAUUGACCUUAUUGUCACUCUUGAGGCAUCUAAAGUCAAAAGUGAGGAGAUAAAGCAAAAGGUGAAAUCAGCAGAAGAGACACAAAUUAAUAUUGAUAAUACAAGAGCACUGUAUAUACCUGUUGCAAACCGAGCACAAAUACUCUUUUUCUGUGUAUCAGAUCUGGGCAAUAUUGAUCCCAUGUACCAGUAUUCAUUAGAAUGGUUCAUCAGCAUAUUUAUUGGGAGCAUGACCAAUACAGAAGCAUCAGCUGACAUAAAUGAAAGAGUGGAGAAUAUUAAUAAUUACUUUACAUUUAGUUUAUAUUCCAAUGUCUGCCGAAGUCUAUUUGAAAAACACAAGAUGCAUUUUGCAUUUCUUUUAUGUGUAAGAAUAUUGAUGGAUGAAGAAAGAAUAGAUCCCAUGGAAUGGCAAUUCUUAUUGGCAGGGGGAAACCCUCUACAGGAGGUUGAGAAUCCUGCCCCAGAAUGGUUAUCAAGCAAAUCUUGGAAAGAAAUAAUGUCCCUUGAAGCACUUCCAAAAUUUAAGCCAUUUGUAGAUUCAUUUGUGUCUCAGUUGGCUGGAUACAAAAAGAUAUUUGAUUCGUUGGAGCCACACAAGGAGCCUUUACCUGACCCAUGGGAGUCAGAACUGGAUGAAUUCCAGCACUUACUAAUCCUGAAAGCAUUACGGCCAGACAAGGUUACAAAUUCAAUGCAGAUAUAUCUUAGCCAUAACCUUGGUCAACAGUUUGUUGAACCACAGACAACUGAACUUUCUGCCAUGUACAAGGAGUCAGGUCCUGCAGUGCCACUGAUAUUUGUACUUUCCACUGGGACAGAUCCAGCUGCAGAUCUUUACAAAUUUGCUGACAAGAUGAAAAUGGGAAAACGCAUGUUUGUGAUAUCACUUGGGCAAGGACAAGGACCCAGAGCUGAAAGCAUGCUGCUGAAUGCACUUGAGAUUGGAAACUGGGUCUUCUUUCAGAACUGCCAUCUGGCACCAAGUUGGAUGCCACGGCUUGAGCGACUCAUUGAAAAUAUUAGCCCUGAGAGUUCACAUAAGGAAUUUCGUGUCUGGCUUACAUCGACGCCAUCACCAUCCUUUCCUGUUUCAAUUUUACAGAAUGGUACCAAGAUGACAGUUGAACCCCCCAGAGGAGUUAAGGCAAACAUGAUUCGUGCAUACAGCAAUCAAGUCACAGAAAUGGCAGGCUACAUAAGCUCCGAUGGAGUAAAAGUACCUAUUUUCAAAUGGCUUCUUUUCUCACUGUGUCUCUUCCAUGGUGUAUGCCUAGAGAGACGUAAGUUUGGACCUCUUGGUUUCAACAUACCAUAUGAGUUCACUGAUGGAGACCUCCGUAUUUGCAUUUCACAGCUUCACAUGUUCUUGGAGGAGUAUGAAGACAUCCCAUUUAAGGUUCUCAUGUACACUGCUGGUCACAUUAACUAUGGUGGUCGAGUCACAGAUGAUUGGGACAGGAGGUGUAUCAUGAAUGUUCUUGCUGAUUAUUACAGAAUUGAAGUGUGCGAUGAAAAUCAUCAGUUUGAAGAGACUGGAAUCUACCAUCAGUUGCCUGCAGAUGCACUACUUGCAGACUAUGUAGAUUACAUUCGUACGUUACCACUGAAUGAUGAUCCUGCACUUUUCGGGCUUCAUGCAAAUGCAGAUAUCAGCUAUGCACAAAGUGAGACAUACAGCUGCCUAGCAACAUUACUAGCUCUCCAGCCUCGUGUGGUUGGAGGGGAAGCACAGAGCCAAGAGGAAGUAACUUCGUCCAGUGCCAGAGCAGUACUGCAGCAAGUUCCACAUCCUUUCAAUCUGUCUCAUGUAUCAGAAAAGUAUCCAGUGCUGUAUGAGGAAUCGCUAAACACAGUAUUAGUGCAGGAAGUCAUUCGAUUUAAUCGUCUGCUGAAAGUAAUCCAUUCAAGUCUACAAGAACUGCUUCGAGCUCUGAAAGGCCUUGUUGUGAUGUCUGAAGCACUAGAAAAUAUGGCCUACAGCCUCUACACAAAUAUAGUACCUUCUAUGUGGUCCAGCAAGGCUUAUCCCUCCCUCAAGCCUCUAGGUGCUUGGGUGCAGGACUUGAUUGCCAGGAUCAAGUUUCUUCAAGAUUGGAUUGAUUCUGGUAUACCUGCUUGUUUUUGGAUUUCUGGCUUUUUCUUCCCACAAGCCUUCCUUACUGCAACAUUACAGAACUACGCUAGAAAGUAUGUAGUGUCCAUAGAUUCCAUUGGUUUUGGAUUUAAGGUGCUAGAAAAUUUCCCAGAAAAGAGACCAGAGGAUGGCUGUAGCAUCUGGGGGCUAUACCUGGAAGGAUGUAGAUGGAGUCAUGUAACUCAUCUCUCAGAAUCAAAACCAAAGGAACUGUAUACAGAUAUGCCUCCAGUCUGGCUGAUUCCUGAAGUGAAUCAUGUGACUGCUGAAACUGGUAUCUAUGAGUGUCCUGUUUACAAGACACUGACAAGAGCUGGCACUCUGUCGACGACCGGUCACUCCACCAACUAUGUACUCGCUAUAGAGUUGCCAACUGAUAAGCCACAACGUCACUGGAUAAAAAGGGGCGUUGCACUCAUAUGUGCACUUGAUUAUUAGAAGUAAAAUUGCAACCAUGCAUGUCACACAAUGUACAUGUCACUAAUAGGAUAUUGUAGUCCUGCUUGUCACACAAUGCACAUGUAGCUAACAGUGUUCUCAGAUAUAUAAGGAGAAUUACAAUUGUAGCCCUGCAUGCUACGGAGUGUGUAUGCCACUAGAAAUGCACUUUUCUGUGUAAGGGAACAAUUGUAGCUCUACAUGUUACAUUAUGUACGUGCCACUAAUGAUGCACUCAUAUGUAUAAGGAAAAUAAUUGUAGCCCUACAUGUUACAGUAUGUGUGAGGCACUGACACUUCUCUCAUAAGAUAAGGAACACAAUUGUAGUCCUGCAAGUUACAGUAUGUAUAAGCCACAAACAAUGCACUCAGGUAAACAACAAUUGUAGCCCUGCAUGUUACAGAGUGUAUUUGUCACUAACAAUGGACUUUUAUGU